Mercenaria mercenaria is the source of this 2270-nucleotide messenger RNA. RefSeq lists its product as uncharacterized. Lineage: Eukaryota; Metazoa; Mollusca; Bivalvia; Venerida; Veneridae. The transcript has 4 exons. The coding region runs from base 104 to 1447 and encodes 447 amino acids. The record is from RefSeq and is a predicted model, not a curated record.
UUGUUAUUUGCUUAUUAUCAGAGGAUUGUUAUAUUGGCUUAAGUGCAAUGCGCAGCAGAAGAAAGAUUUUGGCAAAGACUCUCCACUGACCCUUGCAGCGAACAUGUUCACAGGAAAACAAGCUUAUGCGGAUGCCUAUGCUAACCUCUGCAAAAAAGCUGGCAUCGAGUGCGAAACGGUCUCUGGCAUCGCGAAAACUGGAGAUUACAACCCAGGAGAUUUAGAGAUUGACAGGGAGAAGAUGAAAGCAUAUUGGAACAAAGUAAAACUUCUUGGCAAAUGGUGGCCUAUUCAUCCUAGGUACGUCCUACGUGCCGUUAAAGGUACCGCUCAGGCAUCGGGGUACACUAAAAUAGAUUCUGACCUCAAAGACGACAAUGGAAGUCAAUCGGCAGGGCCUCAGCAAACUGAAAUUACUUUCAACGACUUCUGGUUCUUAGCAGAUCCCGAAAUAUUUAUAAACAAGUGUUAUCCUGAUGAUCCCGAAGAUCAGAUGCUGCCAGCUGCCAAGCGAAUUAAGAAACCCCGUAACUUCAUGAAAUUGCCGUAUCUGACACCGGUUUUCCAUGAAUAUCGCCUUAAACUAACAAGCGAGGAGACGUGUAUUAUCGAUUCCAUAGAGGGGUUGGCGAAAAUAUCCUUCAAGGCGAGUAGAACUGUAGCGAAAGAUAUGGCUUGCGAUUACACACUCAGUAUAGAGAAUAGAGAUGGUACUGAGAAGACAAAAUUUGACUUUGAAACUUCACGGCUCGUUUUCUCAUCUCGUAAGAAGAACCAGUUCAUUUUCGAAGUGCGUUGUCCAGUUGAAGCCAAUUAUCAGCUUGUUAUAACCGGUGGUAAGAUGGAGAACGAGAAUAAAAAAGUUCUCAUAAAGUGCAAGAUAGUCUGUAGAGAAAAAAUGCCGGUUGCACGCACAUUGCCGAUCGACGCGGGUCAGACCGGUUGGGGAUUCGGGCCUGUGGCGGCAAAAGUGGGGCUAUCCAAACCGAAAAUAAAGGAACCGAAGGUGUUUAUCAAGCCAAAGUCAUCAAGCAGUGGUGGCAAGACAACAAUGAAAAUGAGGUUUACUGUAGACAAAGAUAUGAUAAAAACGAAGGAGUAUACUGCUGAACUUAAUGUCGCCGGAAAACCAGCUGAUAAUUUUAAAGGGUUUGUUAAGACAAACUUAAACAAGGAGUCAAAGGAGCUACAGAUUGAAUGUAGUGUCCCGGAGGACGGGGAAUACGCCCUGGUGAUUAAAGCGAAAGAUCGUGCUGAACAUGUGUUCAAGCCAGUCUGCUACUACCUACUAACGACACUUGAGGACGAGGAAAAGAUGUCUGACGACUAUUACGAUUCCUCUGACGGGACAUCUGAUAUUGAUGAAGAGAUAGAUCAACUAGAAAGUACACUGAAAGCGAUGACAGCCGAGAGGGACAGGCUUAAGCAACACGUUUCCAGACAAUAAAAUCACAUAUUGACUUGUGAGGUGGAAAUUGGUCAAGAAAUGUGUUGGUUUAAACAAUGUUUUAUUGACAUAGAUGCAAUUAUUGCAAUAUUACAGAUAUCAACAUUCAGGAUUGAGUAGGGAGCUACAUAAGAUUUCUUAGAAAUUUUUCCAUAGAAGAUUGUUGACUCUAGAGGUUAUUAACUGGUGUCCUUUUUAUUGUAAUCAGAAAGUAUAUAAACCUAUGCAUUUUGGAAAAGUUUUUAAAAACCUGAAAAUAGAUGAAACAAAACUGUUCAUAGAACUUAAAACUACACAAAGAUAUAGGCCGCUAAAGAAACGAAAUGUCUUACAAGUCAUUAGUUUUUGAACAAGACUUACUGAAAAUUCAUCAGGCUUUAUUCAUCACCUUAUUGGCUAUGCCCUUAGGCUAGUAGUACAUUAUCAUUUAUGAUAUGCCAAUACCAUUUAAUAAGCAAUGAAUAACUUGUGCAUUAUCUUUGAUUACAUUUUAGUAAACCGUUGGAAAGUAUUACCAUUUACACUUGUUCACAAGUAUUUAUCUACAAGCGAUUGCCUUAAUCGGAAAAUGUAGUUUUGACUGCAUUAGCAUAAAAAAGUUAUAGACUGCAGUAACUGUUGUUUUGUUUCAAACUGACACAAGGCAUUUUGGGCCAGUAUUCAUCAACGCUCAGACAAGCAAAUAUUCAAAUGCCAUUAUUUUAUUUUUUAAAGUUUAUACUGACGGAAAUAUGCUGUGUUGUCUUUUACUGCUGAAUACAAAGUCUGUUUCAAUAUGUACCAGUUUAGCAAUGGAUAGAGCAAAAUAAAAAAAAAACUUCUA